This is a messenger RNA of Amphiprion ocellaris (clown anemonefish), 2198 nucleotides long. RefSeq names its product solute carrier family 37 member 2 (gene slc37a2). The coding region runs from base 439 to 1938 and encodes 499 amino acids. Gene Ontology annotation, molecular function: glucose 6-phosphate:phosphate antiporter activity. Gene Ontology annotation, biological process: phosphate ion transmembrane transport; glucose-6-phosphate transport. Gene Ontology annotation, cellular component: endoplasmic reticulum membrane. The record is from RefSeq and is a predicted model, not a curated record. NCBI's taxonomy places the organism in Eukaryota, Metazoa, Chordata, Actinopteri, Pomacentridae. The transcript has 18 exons.
UCCGUCUGGAAAAUCUUGUGGAAAAACAAAACCCGGGACGAAUAUUACUAAUAUUCCUCUAUUCAUAACCAACGCCUUUUUAUUCUACACGUGUGUUGGAGCUUCGUGGAGGUAGGCAGGCUCUCCUGACCGGCGUAUAUAAACUUACCGGCACACUAUGGAGCUCUUUGGGAUGUUUUCGGGCGGUUUGUCCCACCAGGAAGCCGAACAACAGCCGCUUUAUGCGACCAGCAGCUAGCGUCCACUCCGAACCUGUACUCCGAUUUUACCUCCAACAAGCGGGCGUUUGUGUUUCAUCUCGUGUUCGUGGACUCUCGUGUUAGUUAGCUAUGUUAUUUAUGCGUAGUUACGUAGCUACGUGCCUUAACUGACUGGUAUUAUGGCAGGAACCAGGUGUUGAGUGUUUCUAUUCCGAAUUUAACCGAGUUUUAAUCGAAAAUGAAGUCGACCCUUGCUCCAGGAAUCCGCCUUAUCACGUCUUUUUCUCGGGAUAGUUGGUAUCGUGGUUUCAUUCUUCUUCUCACCUUCCUCUUCUACACGGCCUACCAUCUGUCACGGAAACCCAUCAGCAUCGUUAAGAGCGAGCUGCACAGAAACUGCUCCACGGUCAUCCGACCUGCAGACCUCAACAUAACCAACAAUGUUACCUGGUGUGACUGGCCGCCCUUUGACCAGGACAACUAUCAGACGCUGUUCGGGGUGCUGGAUAACUCCUUCCUGGUCGCGUAUGCCAUCGGCAUGUUUUUCAGUGGGAUAUUUGGGGAGCGUCUGCCUCUGCGGUACUACCUGAGUUUUGGGAUGCUGAUGAGUGGAUUGUUCACGUGUCUGUUUGGCCUCGGCUUCUACUGGAACAUCCAUUCAUUAGGGUACUACGCCUUCAUCCAGGUCAUGAACGGGUUGAUGCAGACCACCGGCUGGCCUGCAGUGGUGGCUUGUGUCGGCAACUGGUUUGGAAAGGGGAAACGUGGGUUCAUCAUGGGAGUCUGGAACUCCCACACUUCAGUGGGAAACAUCUUGGGCUCCCUCAUCGCCGGAGUCUUCGUCUCCUCGGCCUGGGGGAUGUCCUUCAUCGUCCCCGGACUCAUCAUCGCCUCCACCGGGAUCCUGUGCUUCUUCUUCCUGGUUGAGAAACCUGAAGACGUGAACUGCUCUCCUCCUCAGCAUCAUAACGAUCAGGAGAACGGCGAGACGGAGCCUCUCCUGCACAGCUCGUCCAACGCCGACCGAACUAUCAACGGUGCCAUUUCCACGGAGCCUCAGGAGAUCGUUGAGGAGCACACCGAGGCCAUCAGCUUCUGUGCAGCUCUCAGUAUACCUGGGGUGGUGGAGUUCUCUCUCUGCCUGCUGUUUGCCAAACUGGUCAGCUACACUUUCCUCUACUGGCUUCCUCUCUACAUCUCAAACGUUGCACACUUUGAUCCAAAACAAGCAGGAGACAUGUCGACGUUGUUUGAUGUCGGAGGAAUCUUGGGAGGCGUCAUGGCUGGACUUGUGUCUGACUACACCGGUGGAAGAGCGACGACCUGCUGCGUCAUGCUGGUCGCUGCCGCCCCGAUGCUUUUCCUCUAUAACAGCAUUGGACAAAGGAGUCUCGGUACUACGAUCGGUAUGCUGUUGGUGUGUGGAGGCCUGGUGAAUGGACCGUAUGCGCUCAUCACGACGGCUGUAUCUGCUGACCUGGGAACACAUGAGAGUCUGAGAGGAAACUCCAGAGCGCUGUCAACAGUCACAGCAAUCAUUGAUGGGACUGGAUCAAUAGGUGCUGCGUUGGGUCCUCUGCUGGCCGGGUUGAUUUCUCCCACCGGCUGGAACAACGUCUUUUACAUGCUGAUCACUGCAGACAUCUUAGCCUGCCUGUUUCUGUCCAGGCUUGUGUACAAGGAAGCUCUGGGAUGGUGUGGACGAGUCCCCCGAGUCAGAGGGUUCAAGGAAAUCUGAAAAACUCUCACAAUCAAACCAAACACACCCAGAGGAGGGAAAAAUGUUGGAACUGACCUCACUGUUCAGCGGACGGAUGGUUGAAAGGAAACCAAGUCAUCAGUGGAACAUUCAGGGCACUAAGCUGAAGAUUGAAGAGUUUUCAUUGUAAACCAGAGAUUUAUGUCUGUACGAAGACGGAAAAGCUUUUUUAUGACUAACCUACUCAUUCUGACUGGUUUGUUUUAAUGCUCUUUUAUCAUUAAACUGUAUAUACUGUA